Messenger RNA from Drosophila innubila, 943 nucleotides. RefSeq lists its product as uncharacterized. Lineage: Eukaryota; Metazoa; Arthropoda; Insecta; Diptera; Drosophilidae. The record is from RefSeq and is a predicted model, not a curated record. The transcript has 2 exons. The coding region runs from base 426 to 848 and encodes 140 amino acids.
GGUGGGGACGGAAGUUGUCACAGCAGCGUAGCGUCGCGUCGCACAGUGGGACUUUUGAUUGAGUUUCGGGCACCCGAUGCGACAUGCAUAACAAUUAAUUAGUCGGGUGUAUUGUGUGCGUGUUACAUUUGGUUGCUUGGUCGGACCGACAGACAGACAGCGGGAAGAUUGAGUAAUUUAAGCAAUGAUUACAACAAAAUACAAGAGUGGAAAACAGAAAACAGAAGACAGAUUGCAAAUCCGUUGGACAGUGUCCAUUUAUUUUUUUUAUUUUAUUUGUUUGUUGACUUUGUCAUCAUGCAGUUUGGCCGAAUUUAUUCAAAUCAGUUGAAUUUCGUGUGAGGAAGCGUGAGGUGCUUUUUUUUAGCCAGUGUAAAGUCGAAAAUCGGAGUGGACAACAAUUAACUUAAAUCGCAGCAGUUGCAAUGGGCAAAUACGUCUUAAUUGCAGUCGCUUUAGUGUGUCUGCAGCUGCCGGCGAUGCAAGCGACGCUUUACGAGGCCUUCGAUUUUUCCAACGUCGAUUUGGUGAAUUUUGAAUACUUUAAGAAUCUGGCAUCUCAGGAUCCACGCACCGCAGCUCAAGCAAAUCCCCUACUGGAACACUUUCAGAAAAAGAAAGCCGUUUUGGAUUAUAUAGAGCGUUUGUUCUUUGGAAAUUCUCCUUUCCAGCAACCCAGCGAAAUUCCCUUCGAUCCACAUUUUGGACGCGCCUGGCGGCCAACAUAUGAACGAAAAUUUGGACGGCGGGGCGAGCGUUUAAUUGCGGCUCUAGGCUCUGGUGGAGCCGCCAUUCGAGAAGUUUUGGUACCACAAAUUCGAUACCAUCGAUAUUACAAGCCUAGUUAAAUAAUUUAACAAUAUUUAUAAUAAGGUGGAGUUUGUGUAUUUAUGGAAUAAACUUAAGUACUAAACUCGACGUUUUUGGGUGGAUAUGUAGAGCA